GCUUUUUUAUUAAAACCCUAGUCCCAUCGCCGCCAUCCCUCGCCAAAGCUUAGGGUUUCUGCGGAUUUUGAGUAGAAGCCGAGAGAGAAGAGAGAGAUAUGGGUCAUUCUAAUGUGUGGAACUCUCAUCCCAAGAACUAUGGGCCUGGAUCUCGUGCUUGCCGGGUUUGUGGAAACCCUCAUGCAAUUAUCCGGAAGUAUGGACUUAUGUGCUGUAGGCAGUGCUUUCGCAGCAAUGCGAAAGAAAUUGGUUUCAUUAAGUAUCGUUGACGAACUUCUCCAAAGGAUUGGAAUCCUGGUGGCUUUCGGAUGCAUCAGGAUCUUACCUUCUCCGGGAGAUAUGCUUUAUCUAUGAAGUAACUAGUUUUCUAUGUUUUUCGUAGUUAGUGAACUGCACUUUUAUUAUUGAGAGAAUUUACUUAUAUCUGAAUCUGUCACAGAAGUUUGACUUUUGAGAACAUUGAGUUGUUUCUUUAUUGGAAUAUUUGUGCGCUGAGUAUAAAUCCUAGGAGUACUAUCUUAAUCUAGAUUCAAAGUCAUGUUCCUUUUUUCC
Molecule: messenger RNA, 552 nt
Organism: Asparagus officinalis (garden asparagus)
Lineage: Eukaryota; Viridiplantae; Streptophyta; Magnoliopsida; Asparagales; Asparagaceae
Product: 40S ribosomal protein S29
Exons: 3
Coding region: 99-269 (56 amino acids)
Biological process (GO): translation
Cellular component (GO): cytosolic small ribosomal subunit; ribosome
Molecular function (GO): structural constituent of ribosome; zinc ion binding
Source: RefSeq, a predicted model, not a curated record